AUGGCUCGUUUCAACUUGUCUUUGCUUCACAAGAUAAAAGCACUUCUUUCAAAACUCCAAGACUCAAAAAGAGAGCGUCGUUACUCCAGCACAUUCUCGUGGGGUGAAGAUAUCGAACUCCAAGAUCCAUCUCCUGCUCUACUCCAGGACACGCGUGAGCACUGGAACCCAACCAGAGAGGCUAUUGUAUUAGAGUAUCGAUAUCCCAAGACUAUAUCGACAUCUCUUAGCACUCAUCCCAACAAAGAGAUCAUCGUGCUGCCGGAACCAGGCAUAUCAUAUAAUACGACACCUCCCCUCCAUCCGACGGAAGGGUAG
Molecule: messenger RNA, 318 nt
Organism: Aspergillus luchuensis
Lineage: Eukaryota; Fungi; Ascomycota; Eurotiomycetes; Eurotiales; Aspergillaceae
Exons: 1
Coding region: 1-318 (105 amino acids)
Source: RefSeq, a predicted model, not a curated record